CCCCGCGGCUGGGCAGGGGGCGGCCGCCGGCUCCGCGGCCGCGCCAAGUCCCGCCCCCCUACCCCAUUAUCAUUAGCAGCGAUUACCCUAAACACUUGCUCUUUGCCUCCCGUCUCCCUCCAGGCAUUGGCGCGGCCGCCUGUCAAUCACCCCGGCACCCCAGCGCACCGGGCUCCGCCGUGCCACAGAGACAGGCGGCGGCGGCGGCGGCAGACGCAGCCCCGGCGGGAAGGGGGCCGGGGAGCCGCCGCCGCAGCGGCGGGAUGCUGAUGAUGAUGGAGGAGGAGAUGCAGGCGGCAGAGGAGGGGCCCAGCCUCCCCAGGCUCUACCGGCAGAGGAGCCCCUACAGCGUCCUCAAGACCUUCCCCAGCAAGAGACCAGCCCUGCCCAAGCGCUACGAGAGACCCACCAUGGUGGAGCUCCCCCACCUCCGGCCGGCGGGGCAGCCCUUCCCGCCCGCCGCCUCCAGCAGCAGCGAGCCGCACCACUACCCGCCGGCGCCCAGCUCCUACCCCGGCGGGCCCGCCCGAGCCGCCUCGCAGGGCCACCCCAGGACUCCCGCCGCGCCGCUGGGGCCCCAGGCAGCCUCCUCCUCCUCGGCCCGCUACGGCCACGGCCAGCCGGGGGCCGCGGCCAGCGGCGAGGGCGGCAUCAGCAGCAGCCUGGAGCUGAGCGCAGAGAGUCGUAUGAUUCUGGAUGCCUUUGCCCAACAAUGCAGCCGGGUUCUUAAUCUUUUAAAUUGUGGUGGAAAACUACUGGACAACAAUCACUCUCAGUCCAUGAUUUCUUGUGUAAAGCAGGAAAGUACAAGCUAUAGUGAAAGACAAGAGCAGUGUCAGCUGGGGAAAAUGGUCCAUAGUCAGACGUCAGACAAUUUAGACGUAGAAAUGCAGUAUAUUCAAAAGAAACAACAAACCUCAGCCUUUCUGAGGGUUUUUACUGAUUCCCUUCAAAACUAUUUGCUUUCUGGGAGCUUUGCAUCCCAGAACACCUCAUCAGUAAAUGAUUUUGGCCAUUUGGCAGAUGUGGAUCCACUUUCAACCUCUCCAGUACACACUUUAGGUGGAUGGACAUCCCCAGCAACCUCUGAGUCCCAUGGUCACCCAUCAUCAUCUACACUUCCAGAGGAGGAAGAGGAUGAGGAGGAGGAGGGAUACUGUCCCCGAUGUCAAGAGCUAGAGCAGGAGGUAAUUUCACUACAACAAGAAAAUGAGGAACUCCGGAGAAAACUGGAAAGCAUUCCAGUGCCCUGCCAGACUGUUUUAGAUUAUUUGAAGACUGUACUUCAGCAUCACAACCAACUUAUGAUACCACAGCCAACAGACCAUCCAACAGAGGGAAGCAAGCAGUUGCUGAACAACUAUCCUGUCUACAUCACUAGUAAACAGUGGGAUGAGGCUGUAAAUUCUUCAAAGAAAGAUGGAAGGCGGCUACUUCGAUAUCUCAUCAGAUUUGUUUUCACAACUGAUGAGCUUAAGUACUCAUGCGGCCUUGGAAAAAGGAAAAGGUCAGUGCAGUCAGGAGAGACAGGUCCUGAAAGACGUCCUCUGGAUCCAGUAAAAGUAACAUGUCUCAGAGAGUUCAUUAGGAUGCAUUGUACUUCCAACCCUGAUUGGUGGAUGCCAUCUGAAGAACAGAUAAACAAAGUUUUCAGUGAUGCAGUAGGACAUGCUCGUCAAGGACGUGCAGUGGGGACUUUCCUUCAUAAUGGUAACUCAUAUUAUGAAGGGAUAGACCAUCAAGGCUCACAAGAAGAAAUCUUCAAUAGGGGUAUCCAAGAUGGCUCUGGAGAUUGAUGUCAAUGAAGGAAAUCCAUACUACAAUAGCAACCAGUUAAUUAGAAGAUACUUUACUAGAAAUACUUUCCUUGAAGUCAUUUAAGAAUCCAAAGCAUGUUUGAACUCAUACUGCAAACAUUCCAGGUUUUCCAGCCUGUCCUAGUGCUCCACUUAACAGAGAAUGAUUCAUUUCAAGGCCUGCCUAUGGGAUUCCUUGGUGUGUAUAAACUGCAAGCCUUUCAUAGAACCUUCAAAGGAAAACUGCAAUUCCAUUCAUCUAGUUCUAAAGAAAAGUUAAUUUUUUAAGAAGGUAUCAAAUGACUAAAGAAACAAAAAGUCACUGUCUUGUCUGCUGGCUGAUACUGGGUCCAGUUCUGAAUUCCUGGGCAGAACUGAACUCUGGCAAAAUUCCUGACUACUAUUAGUUUUGCCUGAGUAAGGGAUUUAGAAUCAAACCCAGAGGCUUGUGACAAAGGAAGUAGUCUUCUAUUUUUUACUAGAAAGUAGUAUAGAAAAAUUAUAAAAGUUACCUUAAAAUGUGGAAUAUUCCAUUUCAUGUUAUGUACUCAAGUCCUGAACAGUACUUCCUUUAUCCAGCAAUACCAGGAAAUUAAACUUCCGUGCUAAAAUGGCAGUGCUCAUUGGCAACAGAAUCCUUAAGUUAGGAGGUAUCAAAAUAGUAACAGGUUUUUCUAAACCAUUAAAAAUUUCUGUGUAUAAGUGAUAGAUACUAUGUUUAUCUCAAGUAUUGAGCUAAUCACUGCAGUUUUCCGAAAAAUGAGUUUGCUAUACCAUGAAUUUCCAUUUCAGGAGAGUUUAUUUUGCUGCAGUAUUUUAUGGCUUUAAAGGUUUACAUUUGCAUUUGUUUGUGCUAUUGUUUGUGUUUUAUGCUCAUUGCCUGAUCUGUUUCAAGGAAUGAGCUGGUCCUAAUACUCAGAUACUCAAUGGUGCAUGGAGGGAGGGAUUCUAUAAUAAAAGUCCAAUUUAUCCUUUUGGCAAUUGGGCACUUAAGCGUGGGCUCCAGAACUGAUUGAGAGUUGUAAACAGAUAUUUGUGCUAGAAAUGAAGCUGAUUCACAAUGGAACACAAUAUUGGAAGCAGAUGCCAAGGUAAAAAACUCAAUUUACUGGAGAUUUUCAGUAGCAGGAUUAGGGUACAUUGUCACUGUAGGAAAGUUUUGAAAAACUGAUGCACUCUAGAAACAUUUAACGCCAAAGAAACAACACCCUCCCCUCUCAUUUUCAGCAUUUUUAAGUCCUCCUGCUUUAGGUGAGUCAGGCCUUCCCCAUCAUUCCUGGAUUCUUGAAUCAGCUUUUUCCUGAGACAGCACUUCCUGUUUGACAGACGUAUUGAACUCUUUCUACGUGGAUGAAUCUUCUCCAUCUCUGAUUGUCUUUAUCUCUACCUCAUCUUUGCCUGUUUUCCUAAAUAUUUUCCACCCCAUCCCUCACCAGGGGGUGUGGGCCUAUAGAGGAUCUACCAACUAAUUUCUUCACUUCUCCCCACCAUACGGGUGACUACUGGAUGGGGAAAGCUAGACGCAACACUCUCCAUAACAGCCACCAGGGGUCUCUCUGAUCCAAGGUGCUCCUAUAUAACUCCUGCUGGACCAAGGGUGAAGUAGUGAGGCACCCACUCAAAUACUAAUUCCCCAUGCAAUAAUUUCCUCCUCUUAUCUGUCUCCUCUUUGUCUGCCAUUGUGAAUGGUUUCUGCUGUAUGUAGUGCCCCUCCUGUCAGUCAGUCAGAAGAAGCACAUCAUCAGCACAGUGCAUCUAUAGAGCAAGAUCAUGCUGUCCUUGAAGCUACUAACAGGCUGUACCUGGAUGGUGUUUCAGGAAACAGUCUUCUGUACAUACCUUUGUAGAUACAGUCUAAUACAAUAUAGGCUUUAGGCCAUCAACAUCCAAUACCUCUUAAUUUUAUUUUUUCUAAUGUUUUUAAAGGGUUUUUUAAAUCUUCAUUUGACUUAGAAUAACAAAUUUAAUUUCUAAAAACUAAGUAGUAAUUUAAUUGCAUUUGGUGUAACCAUGCCAUCGGUUUUUAAACAGAAUCCCUUACUCUAGUCAAGAGAAGGUUCUGCUGAUAGAUCAAUGGCACAAGAUGGUCUCCUUUGGAAGAAGCUCAGCAUGCGUGUCCUUCCACAGUACAAAUAUUCUGUUGCAGCUUUUCACUAUUGAACUUAUACUUUAAAAAAAAAAAUUAGUAGAAAAUAGUACGUUGGUCAGACAGUGCAAGUCUCGCAGGUACGUCUUUAAUGUGGUGUCUCUUACCAGAACUGUAAAACAUGUCAGCAUUAUACUGGAAAUGAAUAUUUACAGCCUGAGUCAGCAUUGUACUGUAAAUUUGUUGACAUUAUGUAUCAUGUUGUAUUUUUGUAAACAUUAUGAUGGCUUCUUUCCAACGUUGAAUUGUAUGAAAUUAAAAAUGAAAACAUUUCACUUUGAAUAACAGAGAAAAAUAUCACUUCAUUAGCAGGCCGCUCUCAAAUAAUAAUGUAGGGAUUUUGGUAAAGCAACCAGUAAGCCUAGCUUUAUUUUUAGUGUAAAGGAUAUUCAGUCUUCUGCCCUAAAAUGCUGGUAUAACUUCACAAUACUGCCCUCUGCUGUUGUGCAAAAAACCAAACUGUGGCCUGAUCUAUUUAUGUAUGUAAAGACUAUUUAUCUAUGUAAAUGAGUUUUCAGGAUCAGACCUAUAUAUGCCAAAAUUCUGCCCUCAGCUGCAUGUGUGCACCUACCACUGAAGCAAACGGGAGUCACAGAUGUGCAGAGGACAGAAUUUAGAUGUUUGUUCUAUUUUUUAAAGUUUCAGAUUACAAAAUCGGUCCAGGGUUUAUGAUGAACUAUGGUCCCCUUGGCCAAACUCACUUCAUUUAUAACCUUUCACAGCUACUUAUUCUAACCAGUCCAAGGCAUGUAUUCUCAUUGCAUUGUAAAUCCAUGUGUAUUACUGAGAACACAUCUGCAAGAAACUAGGAAUAAAUUCUGGGGAACACUAGGGAUCAGAAGUAACAGCAUAUAAGCCAUUGCACAACUAUAUAUUCAUGUUAAAGCACUGUGUUUUGAAAAGUAUUGUAUUAAUUUACAGUGCUAUAUGUACAUGGAAAAAUUAGAACAGAAGGAAGUUAUGUCGCCUCACUCAGAAAAUAGUCCUAAAAUUGUUCUGGAAGAUAGAUCCUUUGUCUAAUAUAUUCUUUAAUUUUGCUGUCCUUUAUGUAUCUACCCUCUCUGAAACUUUGUGUAGCAGUACUGCAUACCCAUUAGUGCCAAUCUGCCUUUGCUCUAUUUUCUAUGACAAAUAAUUGUGGAGAAACUGUGAUUAAAAACCCAUUAAUCCUAAUAUUUUUAUUGUUAAGGUGUAGUUCAUUCUAUGAAUACUUUCUAUUGAUGAUUGUACUGUGUAGAGUAAAUACAAGUUAGGGAUAGCCUAAUACCAGAUAUCGUACAACAAAGUGCAUAGUGUAAUAUAGACUAGUAAGUUUUUGUGACAAUUUCUAUAGGAUGUGUGAAUUGUUUUCUAUGUGGCAACACACAUUUCUUUUAAAAACUUUAAAUUGUGAGACAAUUUUUUAAAGUCAAUAUUUUUAAUUAUAAAAAACAUUUGUUACUAGAGUUUGCUAUUUCAGGUGUUAUCCCUAAUUUGAAUAUUGGUUUUAUUAUUAUGUACUUCUAGUUUCAUUUGUUCUGUUGCAUAACAAUGCACAAUAAAAAUUUGUCAAUUAAUGGUU
Chelonia mydas (Green sea turtle) is the source of this 5503-nucleotide messenger RNA. RefSeq names its product BEN domain containing 4 (gene BEND4). The coding region runs from base 264 to 1796 and encodes 510 amino acids. Gene Ontology annotation, molecular function: DNA binding. NCBI's taxonomy places the organism in Eukaryota, Metazoa, Chordata, Testudines, Cheloniidae. The transcript is spliced from 5 exons. The record is from RefSeq and is a predicted model, not a curated record.